CAGGCUAAGUGCUAGCCUGAGCCGGCUCAGUCCUCCUGAUGCCGACGAUGCUGGAGAGGAACUCGGAGGCUCCGGUGAAGAAGCGGGGCCGAGCCCCGGCCAGCAGCGGCAGCGGCUACCCCGGAGGAGCGGCGAACAACGGCAGGAAGAACUUGUCCGGUAAUGAGACCAGCACCAUCAGCUGCUGGGAAGAAGGAAGUUCAGGCUCCAGCAGCGACGAGGACCAUGGUGGAGGAGGGAUGCGCGUCGGACCGCAGUACCAGGCCGUGGUUCCGGACUUUGACCCGGAUGUCGCCAAAGCAGCUCACCUCAGAGACAACCUGGGGAUGCUGGUUUGGAUCCCCAGCAGCUGCCUGAACCAGACUCAGAUGGACGAGUACAUUGCCAUCGCCAAAGAGAAACACGGUUACAACAUGGAACAGGCUCUUGGGAUGCUCUUCUGGCACAAGCACAACAUCGAAAAGUCUCUGGCCGACCUGCCGAACUUCACUCCGUUUCCUGAUGAGUGGACGGUGGAGGACAAGGUCUUGUUCGAGCAGGCCUUCAGCUUCCAUGGGAAGAGCUUUCACCGCAUCCAGCAGAUGCUACCUGAUAAGUCCAUGGCCAGUCUGGUGCGUUUUUACUACUCCUGGAAGAAAAGUCGCAGUAAAACCAGCAUGAUGGACCGACAGACCCGGAAACAGAAGCGGGAGCAAGGCGACAGUGAUGAAGAGGUGGAGAAUGGGAACGAAAAUCCUUCCAGCGACUCAGAGAUGGACCUGAAUAAAGACAAGAAGGAGCCGAGUUCUGGAUCCGAGAAGCCCGAGGUGAAACCACCGCCUGGUCUAAAGACAGGAGGGAAGAUGUCCCAGAGGAUGAAGAAACGUCCUCCCAGAGGAAUGUUCCUCAGCCAGCAGGACGUGGUGUCUCUGUCCUCUUCCACUGCUCAGGGACUCACCAGACAGCUGGACAGUCAGCUGGUGUCCAUAAAGAGACAGAUUCAGACCAUCAAGCAGACAAACAGCGCUCUGAAGGAGAAACUCAGCUCAGGAGUGGACGAGUUCAGGCAACCUGAGGCAAAUCAGAAGUUCAAUAAUCGCUGGACCACAGAGGAGCAGCUUCUGGCCGUCCAAGCUAUCAGGAAGUACGGCCGCGACUACCAGGCCAUUUCAGACGUGAUUGGCAACAAGUCCGUGGUGCAGGUGAAGAACUUUCUGGUGAACUACCGGCGAAGGUUUAACCUGGACGAGGUCCUGCAGGAGUGGGAGGCGGAGCAUGAAAUGGAGGGUGGAGACGUGAAAGCAGAGGAGGAGAAAAUGAUGGAGGACAACAUGACGGCGUGCGCAGCUGAAGACGAAGAGGCUGCUGGCAAGCAGAAGAAGGAGGACUCGUCUGUUCCGAUGGACUCGGAGUGACCUCUAACCUCCAGAGAAACCAGCCUGACACCUGACCCCCAGCCUCCUGGAGGAUUGCUUUCUUUAGUCGUCUCUUUAUUAUUUUGGCCCUCUUGUUUUUCAGUUUUGCUUCUGUUUGCGUAUGUCACAAAGUCAUCCCCAACCUCUAUGGACCAAUUCAUACUUAAGCCAUCAGUUACAGUAAGGACUGUUUUUUGUUUUGUCACAUGACGUUUUGAAUUGUUUGUGUUUUGGGAUCUGAGGUGCAGGAAGAAUUGGACGAAGGUUGGGUUGCGUGGGGCUUGUCAUGUUCUGAUUAGCUUAUUGCAUUUUUUAAAGAUUUUUUAGAGGG
Xiphophorus couchianus (Monterrey platyfish) is the source of this 1725-nucleotide messenger RNA. It is a transcript of the gene rcor1, whose product is annotated as REST corepressor 1. The transcript is spliced from 13 exons. Gene Ontology annotation, cellular component: transcription regulator complex; histone deacetylase complex. Gene Ontology annotation, molecular function: transcription corepressor activity. The record is from RefSeq and is a predicted model, not a curated record. Gene Ontology annotation, biological process: negative regulation of DNA-templated transcription; regulation of transcription by RNA polymerase II. Bases 39 to 1394 code for a protein of 451 amino acids. NCBI's taxonomy places the organism in Eukaryota, Metazoa, Chordata, Actinopteri, Cyprinodontiformes, Poeciliidae.